Trypanosoma grayi is the source of this 483-nucleotide messenger RNA. RefSeq lists its product as hypothetical. The transcript has a single exon. NCBI's taxonomy places the organism in Eukaryota, Euglenozoa, Kinetoplastea, Trypanosomatida, Trypanosomatidae. The record is from RefSeq and is a predicted model, not a curated record. The coding region runs from base 1 to 483 and encodes 160 amino acids.
AUGCAAAGAAGAACUUCACCCGACCACAGGGUGCCACUCUACACCACUACGCACACACACCAUCUCUCUCAUCCCCUCCGCUCACAGAACAGCCUGCAACGCCAGUCUCCGCCUCGUGUGGCGCACCACGCGCAGCGCGGAAGGGAAGCCAGCCACUCUACCCCCGCAGCAAAAAAGGGAAAGAGUGAUGCAUCAAUAAUGGAAAAGAGGCACACUGGAAUUAUCAGCCGCAUUAGCUGCAGUACUCCACCUCCCACACACACACGAGGUCACUGGGAGACAGCCGAGGCCCCACAGUCCCUGCCGCGGCAUCACAACACAAACAAGCAACCAAAGCGCCACGCACCACACGCCGUGCAGUCACCCAACGUCACCUCUACGGUCACCAAUACACAGGCAGAGAAUACAGCCGUCCUUACAGGGGCAGUCUGUGUGAGAGCAGCACCAUCCCAUCCACAUGACUACGCCACCUCCGCCGAAUAG